Messenger RNA from Trypanosoma brucei brucei TREU927, 651 nucleotides. RefSeq lists its product as hypothetical. The record is from RefSeq and is a predicted model, not a curated record. Bases 1 to 651 code for a protein of 216 amino acids. NCBI's taxonomy places the organism in Eukaryota, Euglenozoa, Kinetoplastea, Trypanosomatida, Trypanosomatidae. The transcript has a single exon.
AUGACCGUGUCAGAAGCCUCCGCCAGCACGUAUGCAAACAAGCGUGAGGUGCUUGAUCGCAUUAAAGAAGUGCUGGAAGACUACGUCCAGUUAGGCGUGAUUGACCGAGAGGACUUCAAAAAGCUUGCAAAAACCUCAGCAGAUGUACUGCCGCCUCCGGUAGCUGCUGAGGAGGUCAUGAGAAAGACGCUCAGACAGCUCGUCGAAUUUCUCAAUGAGUGCGGGGCGGAAGAAACUGUGAUUGCCCCCAUUCGCGCCGCUAUGGAGGCGAUAAAGAAGGAACAGACGAAGCAAAUAGAAAAAGAAGAGAAGAGAGAAGAUAAGGCGGCACCGCUGUUGUCUCUCAGUGCACUCAGGGAACGCAUGUCACGCAAAAGGGAGGAAUUACGAAGGCAGCGUGAGGAAACGGAUGCGGCGAAUGAUGCAGCGACAGCACGGCACGAAGUCAUUGCGGCAUCGAGCGGGCCGGCGGCAGCGGCCGUAGUCGUAGCCGUAGCCGUAGCCGAGCCGAAACCCGAAAGUGCAGCGGGUAAUGGUGAGCCACGGGCAAAAGAGCAGAGGACAGAAGCAUCAGUUCGAGCCCCUAUGCGAGUGUCCAGGGAAGUUGAUCUUUAUGCGGAUUUGGUUACAGCAACCAACAGAUCGCGGUAG